AUGAAUCUGAGUCGAACCAUCGAAACCAAAACUUCGAAAACCGAAGACAACUUGGACAAGAGGAGGCCUUACCGCCUGGUCGAUGUCCUUUGGCGAGAGAGCCCUUCGGCGUUGAGCGUGGAUGGCAACUUGGAAAACGACUACGCAUCCUUUGACGUGGAUCAUCCAUCUCUCGAACUCAAAGUGCUCCUUGCUAUAUUCACCGCUUCUACGUUCUUCUCGACGUGCCGCUCCGUUCGAGAAGAGCAGAGCCGGCUGCAACAGCAACGUUCUGACGAAGACUUAUUGGAAGAUGCGUGGACAAAGGCGAAUCCAUAUCUCGAUCUGAUCGACUUGAUCGAUCCAUCCCCGGAGGCAUACGGCCAUGAAGACUUCAUCCCCGAGUACUUGGCUGAGGUUUCGGAGUUCAUUGAGAUGGCCAAGGGAUAUGCAGACAUCUCCGAAAGCGAUCUAUUCGAGUUCUAUGAGCCAUCGGUGGACGUCUAUGCCACCGCUGCUGGAAUUGGAAGUGGGGACGCUAAUCCUAAAUCGAUGCCUUAUCCCGGAAGUUUAACGGACGCAGAUGAGAAAGAUGGAGAUCCUAUAAGUCGAGAUCAGGACAUUUUACUUGCUUCCGCAGAGUUGGGGCGCGACCCCCGCCCUGAGGACAUAGCAAAGUCAAAUGUUGCGAUAUACGCUCCCCGGAUGCCGGAAGGUGUUCAGCUGAUUCACGCUGUGCAGGUGCCAAGAAGCAAGGCUGUCGAGCCGGAUUGGUGUUCGUUUUACGAAGUCCCUACCAGCUCAGCAAAUGUAGAAGAAACCCGCGUUGGUGGUAGCGGGGACCUCGUUAAGGGAAAGUUGAAAGCCGGGGAGGAUGAGCCGGCGGCGGCGGCGGCCACGAGGAAAGACGCGGAGGGAACAUCGGCAAAUGUUGGAACGUGCAAAAGAUGCCAAUUCGGAGUUCAGUCUGUACGCACGUUCAUUGAGGGCAAUCACUUGGGCAAAAAAACGCAACCGACGCAACCGGCGAGGGAAGGCGGAGGUGCGCAGGAGGCGAAGAUCAACUUCAAUCCCGCUCGGUACCGAUUGGGGCGAUAGCUUGUGGGGUCCACGUUAGGAAGUUUCACUAGUGUAGUGCAGGAGAAAGCCAGGAAGAAUGAACCUUGAAGAUGUUCUUCAUAGGAGACCGCAAUUUCGAUCAUAUUUACGUUCUGAAGACAUGAAUGAUAUAAACCAAUCAGCCCAUUUCCUAUUUCUUUACGCUAAUCUUGAGCUUGACAGACGGCCGAGGGGCCCCAGAAUUUGGGGGGACGUUCUCCUCUCGGGCACCGCCCUCAACUUUGACUUUCUUGCGCUGACCAUCAUCCUCCCCGCCUUUCCUCUUCCGCUUGGAGUUAGAUUGAUGUUGCUGUAAAUGGACUUGAUCGGUGGCGGACGUAGCUGCGUU
Fimicolochytrium jonesii is the source of this 1426-nucleotide messenger RNA. RefSeq lists its product as uncharacterized. NCBI's taxonomy places the organism in Eukaryota, Fungi, Chytridiomycota, Chytridiomycetes, Spizellomycetales, Powellomycetaceae. The record is from RefSeq and is a predicted model, not a curated record. The transcript is spliced from 5 exons. Bases 1 to 1077 code for a protein of 358 amino acids.